UUGCGUUUUGGCUCUAAAGCCUGGAGACCUCCGAAGUGCUCGUCAGUUUUCGAAGUAGGAGCCAUGGCGACAACAGCUCAGUAUAUUCCGAGGAAUAACUCUUUACCGUCUAACCCGCUCAUGCAUCCGGAUUCGGAUAGGAUGCACCAGGGGACGACCUACAGAGAGGUGCAGAAAAUGAUGCACCACGAGUACUUGCAAGGGCUUGCGGCGACCAACACGGGACACCCGAUGAGCCUGACGCACCACCAGUGGCUGCCCACCUCCAACACCGACUGGUCCAGCGGCACCCACCUCGGACAGCAGGAGCACAAAGCCAGCGUGCAAGCGACCAGAGAGGACCUGAGCAGCGGCUUCCACCACAGAUCUCACCUGGUGCACCAGCAGACGCAGAGUAGCCACCAUGGCUCGUGGGCACCUGCCACGACGCACCACCUAUCCCCGCUGUCCCCGGCAUCCAACGGCCACCAGUCCCUGGUCUACUCCCAGCCUGGAUACACAAACCUCAACGCAAUGCUGAGUCCCCAGCCCGGCUCCCUGCACCAUGGCAUGCGGGACCCACUUCACGACGAUUCGGGCAGCCACGACAACCAGAUGGAGUCGCCCCAGCAAGCGUUCAGCCACCACCAGGACCACUCGGACGAGGACGCGCCCAGCUCCGACGACCUGGAGCAGUUCGCCAAGCAGUUCAAGCAGCGGCGGAUCAAACUGGGCUUUACGCAGGCGGACGUGGGCUUGGCCUUGGGCACCCUGUAUGGAAACGUCUUUUCUCAGACCACUAUCUGCAGGUUUGAGGCGCUGCAGCUCAGCUUCAAGAACAUGUGCAAACUUAAGCCGCUCCUUAACAAGUGGCUGGAGGAGACAGACUCAAACACGGGCAGUCCUACCAAUUUGGACAAGAUUGCUGCGCAGGGCAGGAAACGAAAGAAGAGGACCUCCAUUGAAGUGGGGGUGAAAGGGGCGUUGGAAAAUCAUUUCUUAAAAUGCCCAAAGCCAUCUGCUCAUGAAAUCAGCACUUUAGCCAGCACUCUGCAGUUGGAAAAAGAGGUUGUCCGUGUUUGGUUUUGCAACAGAAGACAAAAAGAGAAAAGAAUGACACCAGUGGGGGUCCCUCACCCGAAUAUGGAGGACGUAUAUUCUCAAGCAGAGACCCCUCCUCUACACCGCACACUACAGAGUCCUGUGCAGUGACUGUUUUCAUGAACAAUCCGAGCAUUUCCGCGGGGGGAUAGAAAGGGGAAAGGGACUAUGGAGUUUACAGUAUUUAAGUUUGGCUUUUGUUUUCCUGACAGAAAAAAAAAAGACAUGGAAAAAAAGUUGAACAAAUCAGUUUUGCCUUUAGUAUUCGGAGAACCAACAAAUAGGUGGGAAAAGGGAAAGUGUUAAGAAAAAAAAAGCAAGAAAAAAGAAAAAAAAUAUUCGCUGUUACUGAUUUCGUGCGCAUUUGAAGUGAGACAAAGAUCUUUAUUUACCAAAAUUAUAUGGAGGAGUCAUGCUUAUAAAGUAAAUUUGAUAUCUCAUGAUCGUUCCAAGUGGGGAGUUAUUAAAUGUGGCAACCGAGCACCUCUCCUCCUGGUGCACCAUGAACUCACCAGGAUGAGGUGUCUGAAAAUGAUCAACACUGGAGACGAAUAGCCUACACUGAAUGAACAUUUUUGCUUUUCCGGGCUUAAACUGAUUAACCAGAUUUCAGAAUAUUAGUGUAUACUUUCUUUGUUAUAUUGAUUGUGAUGUUUUGGUUUGGAAAUACUUUAACUUCAGUGUCUCUCUUUCUGCAGAGUGUCUAUUAUUUUGUUCAUUAUUUGCGAGUGUAACUCAUCAGAUCAGUUUAUUUGUUUUUCUGUUUACUCAGAGGGAGUUGUUGGUGGAGGAGCAAUGGAAAUGGUGGCACCCGAAAACACCCAUAAAUAACACAUUUUAGUGAAAUGUCCAGUGCAACAGGACGUCCAAGUCCUGACUGCAUGCCUUAAAAAAUAUUUAAAUUUGCAACCAGCACCAGACGCUAAAAAAAAGGGCAGUUUAAAAACGCAUCUUUAUGCUUUAUUUUUUUGGGGGGGUUCACUGCUUUCAGAUUAUUGUUUUCUUUGCAUGGAGCACUUAUUCUUUCGUUAAUAUUAUUAUUGAAAUUUUUAUGUCUGUUGAUAAAUUGCGAGUGUAGCUGAUCUCAUAAGGCUUAAACAACACAAUAGCCCAAAUCCCAUGUUUACAGGUUCCAGUUAUCACCAUAGAGCGCUGUCAGCUCACACUGCUUACUGCCUGUUGUAUUCCAAACACUACAAGAGAGAUUGGUCAAAUACGAAAUAAUAAUAAUAUAAAAAAAACAACAAAGUAAUAAUAACUCAGGUAACUUCAGUGCCCCAUGUCGGAAUAUCACACCAGUACAUGAUUUUUUUUUUUUCUUUGUUGUUUUAAAUGUUUUAAUCUGGUUACAAAUACACCGUUUCCUUUGUCCAUAUAUCCAUUGUAUUAUAUGAAAAAGCUGGAAUCGGAGAAAAGAAAAUAAUGAGAAUUCCUUAGGGGCAUAUAAGCGAUGAAGGGAUUUACGUUAGAUAUAUUUAUUUUUUUCCCGACCUGUAAGGAAAUUUGAAAAUCUCAUGCGUUGUGUGUCAUUUCUCAGUGUUGGACCAGUUCAAAAGCAUACAGCAGUGCUACUCAACACAGAUGAGGGAAACUUUUUUUCAGGAGAAAUAAUAAUAAUAAUGGUAAUAAUAAUAAAAAAAAGAAAAAAAAGACGGAAAAAAAAAGAUUUUAGAGAAAAUGUUGCCAGGAUUAUUUCCAACGUGUAAAUAUGUCCAAUAUGUAAACUUGUAUUUGUUCUGAGAUAUUGUUUUGUUUUUGUUUCUUUCCGGGCAGUUUUGUACACUUACUAAUUCCAAGAAGAUAUUUUAAUAUGAUUUCAUUUAUGAAUCUGACCAUUUAUAUAUAUAUAUUUAUUUCUUAAAAGUGUUUGGAGCUUUUUGUUUAGCUCUGUUAAUGGUUAUGUUGCAGUGGAUUUCAGUAUGUUUUUUUUUCCCCUUUUGUUUACUAUAUUGGUUGUAUGUUGGUUGCUAAAUGUAGACUGCAAAGUCGCAUUUAUAUUUAUGUUAUAGUAAUAUUUUAUUACUUACAUAAAACAUAUAUACAAGAAAUGGUCUUUUGUCUUCAUUAAGGUCCGACCCUCUCCUCCUUUGUUGCUGUCUCUUGUAGCACCACCAGGCAGACGAGAUAAACAUGAUCAUAAAGUUUAGUGCUGUUCAGUGUCAUCGGGAAGUGGCGAACGCACCAAGUGUUCAUUUUAAAUAGCAGUUAUGUAACAGGGGAUCGUUUAAAAUCAGAAGCUGUGUACAUGUGCUGUUAAGGGUAUAGACCACAGUAUUUUACCUCAGGCGUUCCCUGCUAAGUUCACAGUCUGUGACGUUGUUCACAUCUUUGUGUAAUCGCAGUAUUAAAUUGUGCAAUAUUAA
Molecule: messenger RNA, 3443 nt
Organism: Mugil cephalus (flathead mullet)
Lineage: Eukaryota; Metazoa; Chordata; Actinopteri; Mugiliformes; Mugilidae
Gene: pou3f1
Product: POU class 3 homeobox 1
Exons: 1
Coding region: 64-1191 (375 amino acids)
Biological process (GO): brain development; regulation of transcription by RNA polymerase II
Cellular component (GO): nucleus
Molecular function (GO): DNA-binding transcription factor activity, RNA polymerase II-specific; RNA polymerase II cis-regulatory region sequence-specific DNA binding
Source: RefSeq, a predicted model, not a curated record